AUGGCGCCGUCUCUCCUCCGCCUUGCUCCGCGAUCCACGCCCACCUCUUCCAACCACCCUGCCCGAUCCCACGCGCCUUCUCGCGCAGCGCGUGGCGGAAGUUCCACGUCAGCGUCGCGCGCGUGGCUGCGGCGCUCCAUCCCCGCGUCGUGCGUCGCGCUGCUCCUCCUGCUGCUGACGGCGUCGUUGCUGCGCGCUCUAAUUCGCCCACAGUCGCCGGAAGGGGGCGCUGGGAGCGGCGAGGGGGAGCGGGCGCUGAGGGUGUAUGUGGUGCUGCUGCCGGCGCCGUACAACGUCGACCUCAUCCCGCUCGCGCAGGUGACUCGCGCCCCGCGUGGCCCUCUCUCGCUCAUCGUGAGCCUCUUCCCUGGCUCUAGCGUCUAUACCCUGGCCCUCUCCCCCUUCGCCGGCAGCAGUGGCCGCACCGCCCUCUCACCGCACCUGCUGCCGUUCCUCGGCAUACCAGACCUGCCGGACCUGCCUGUACCGCUCUCACCAUCGCCGCCAGUAGCAGCAUCUUCUGAGGCGGCAGCGGUGGAGCGAGCAGUGCUGGCAGGGGCAGGAGGGCCGGUGGGCGUGAGUGUGCCGUGCUACCCGCACUACCCCUACUACCGCCAGCAUGCGGCCGAGUACUUCCUCACACUCUCCCUCCUCUCCGGUAACCCCCCUCUCCUUCCUCCACUGCACUUACACUUACCCUCACUUUCUCUGCUUGCCUCUCACCUUGCUCUUUCUCAACCCGCCACGGCACCACCUUGCCCCUCACUCUCUUUCUCCCCUCCGUGCUGCUCUGCUCUCCACCGUGUCUCUUCCCCACAUCCGUGGUGCAUGCCUGAGGCCGCCAGGCACAGGGGCACCUGGCCUGCAUUCUCCCCUCUCUUUUUGCUCUAUUCCCCCACUCCCCUUCCCCCUCGCAUCCCCCCCCGCCACGGCAGUGACAUCCUGGACCCCAUCAUCGCGCGCUUUGCCCUCUGCCACGCUGCCACACCCGCCACACCUGCCACCAGCGCCGCCACCACCACCCACGGCAGUGGGGGCGGCAGCAGCAGCACCGGCAGCGGCAGCAGCGGAAGUGGCAGCAGAGCUAGCAGCAGUGGGAGUGGGGGUGGGCGCAUGCCCCCCCUGGUGGUGCCGUGCGUGUACCCGCUGGCCAUGUUCAACCACUCGCUGCCCCUCGCUGCUGCCAUCAAGCUCGCUGUUGACCUCGACCUGCACUGGGCUCAGGCAGCAUCGUACGACCGCGAUGUGAUAGUGCCGUACGUGCCGCUGGUGGCGCCCUUCUCUCACGACCGUGGCUCCUGGGCCUCGCGCCCCCUGCUGCUCUUCUUCCAAGGCACCACCGACCGCUGGGGGGGCGGCAUCAUUCGGCAGCAAUUGCAGCGGGAGCUGCAGGGGCAGCCCGGGGUGCAAUUCACGGUGGGGCGGGCGGAGAACAGCAGCAUGACGGCUCAGGCCGCCACCGCCAUGCGCCGCGCUAAAUACUGUCUGGUGCCGCGAGGUGACACCUCGUCCAGCUGUCGCCUGUUUGACGCCGUGCUCUCCGGGUGCAUCCCAGUGAUCAUCAGCGACGCCCUCGACCCACCCUUUGAGGACGUCAUUGAUUACACCGCCUUCUCGCUGCUCCUCCCUGCCGCCCUCGCUGUGCGCCCGGGGUACAUUCUAGGCGUGCUGCACGCGCAGACAGAGGCCGUGUGGCGCCAGCAGUGGGAAGCCAUGAGGAAGGACCCUCACCACCUCCUCUUCUCCCUGCCUCCAGGGGGUAAGCGGUGCGGUGUGGCGGCUUUAGAGACGACUCAAAACAUGGUGCGGUGUGGUGGCGUGGCGCAGGGGAAGAGGGAAGAGGAGCAGGUGGCGCAUCACUUCAUCUACUACUUCCUCCCACGACCCGGCAAGGCAGAAGAUAUGGUGUGGCGGGGCACGAGAGAAGAGGAGCAGGACGCAUGGCAUGAGUGCACCCCAGCUACCCUAUCCGCCAACGUACCUCCCACCCCACCCCACAUCCCUCCCCCACAGGUGGCGCAUCACUUCAUCUACUCCUUCCCACCACGACCCGGAGGAGCAGAGGACAUGGUGUGGCGGACCGUGGCACGGCGCGUGAGGGGGCGGUUCUCUCCGCACUACCGCAACAGGCGGGGCCGCAUUCUUCUGGCGCAGCUGGCACAGGCAGGGCUCAACGCGUCUCACCUCGAACAGCCCUUACCCAACCGGCCCCCUGUAACCUUCGAUGUAACACUUGACAAUGAAACCUAA
Closterium sp. NIES-65 is the source of this 2250-nucleotide messenger RNA. NCBI's taxonomy places the organism in Eukaryota, Viridiplantae, Streptophyta, Zygnematophyceae, Desmidiales, Closteriaceae. The record is from the annotation of a GenBank genome assembly.